Molecule: messenger RNA, 2091 nt
Organism: Trichomonas vaginalis G3
Lineage: Eukaryota; Parabasalia; Trichomonadida; Trichomonadidae
Product: armadillo (ARM) repeat-containing protein family
Exons: 1
Coding region: 1-2091 (696 amino acids)
Source: RefSeq, a predicted model, not a curated record
AUGGCAAAGCAUGCACCAAUUAUUGUUAAAUCUUAUCUUAAUCACGUCGAAACAUUCGGCGGAGCAAGAGAAACAAAUUCUCAAGUUGCAGCUUUGUUAUUUAGGAUUUCUCCUGAUCAGAAGACAAUUGUAACAGCAUUAACUGAGAGUAUUCACUACUUUAACCAUACAGAUCCUCUUCCUUAUGUCUCAUUUGCUUAUGAAUGCGCAGUUGCUGCAGCAAACGCGAAAAUUGCAAUGAAUCCGAAUGAUUUGAUAACUAUUCUAUAUAAUGUCGCACCUAUCUGCUUGUCUAAUGUGAGAGUUACUCGUUCACUUGCUUUCCAUUUAGUAAUGGCAAUUUUCGGAAUUUCUGCAAAGAAUUUGAAUGAUUUACAAAACCAAGAUUCAAAGGAUACUCAAAAUUCAAAGGACUCUCAAAAUUCAAAUGCUCAGAAUAUUAAAGAUCCAUUAAAUGAGAUUGAUUUAGAGUUGUCUAGUGAAGCACUCCAAUCUGCAACAGUGUCACUUUUUGCUCGAAGUAUUUUAACUCAAAACGAAGAAUUUGCGAAAGCUUUAGUAGAUCUGAUAGUCAAGAACUCUAACAAAGCCAUCAGUCUUCCUAAUGCUAUGAUAUUGAGAGCAGCAAUUGGAAUUCAUGGCUUGAAUUUAUUCAAAACUUCGAUGUCGACAUUCCAGUUCAUAAUAGAGCACGCUUAUUCACGCGAUAGCAAUGACAAGGUCAGAUACCACCUUACUACUGCUAUUACUGCUUUCGCUUCCACGAAUAUGAUCUCUGCGAUCUCAUUAGUGCUUUUGACUGACCAAAUCGAAGUCAGGAGAUAUGUAGUCUCAAUGAUAAUCAUGUCUGAAGCGCGUAGAGACCUCUUCCUUAAGGAAUACUUCAAAUUAUUGAUAGAAAACGGAACAAUUUCGUUGUUUAGGUUCCUUUUGACUGUUAUUGAGUACUACUCUGUAGAAGAUAACAUAGGAACCUUCAUUUCCUGCAUAAUUCUUUGGUUAUCGAGCUUAAAUUCCCAAAUCAAAAAUAUAAGUUCGAAAGAAGUCAAAGAAUCGAGAAAUGAGAUCUUCCAAUGCCUACAGAAGUUGUUCCAGCACACAAUAGUCGGCAAAAUCUCCGAAAAGAACUUUAAUAUCGAGUUCAAUAAUUUUGAACAACUUGAAAAGACUCUUUACAACAUUUCAGUCCUGAUUUCGAACCUGGAAUGUGAUACAGUGUUCAAAAUCUGUGCAAAAGUCGGAGAACUCCUUAUUUCAAAAAGUGACGCCGAUAAAGUUUGUUCGACCAUUAUUUUCAUUUCACUUUUCUCCAUUUUCUCCAAAUGCACCAAUUUACAGAGCAAGCAGAUCACAGCGAAGCUUUCUGAGUGUCUAAACAUCGGAUUCAAGUCAUCAAACAACGAAUCCAGGAAAUACUUAGUUAUUUCAUUUUCAAACAGAAUUUCCUACUCCGAAAUUGAGUCUCUCCACAGAGAUCAUGCCACGCAAAUAUUCCUUUCUAUCUUGGAAAGUUUGUUCGAAGAGAAAACAAAGACAAUAGGAAAUAAAGAAGCUGUGACGGUUUUGACAUAUUUGAAUACAAAAAUUGACACAAAAAGUGUCAAAUUUGAUUUAUUCCUUAAUAGUUUGAGGAUACUAGUAGACAAUGUUUCUUUUUCCGUAGAAAUAUUGGAGUUAAUUGAAAGAUAUAUUAGUAUGAAAAGUGACAUUUCCGAAUUUCUGACAUUUGGCAAAUUCAACUUAGUUUAUUUUGUUGAAUUGUUAUCGAAUGAAAGAAGCGAUGUCAGGACGAGAUCUUCUCAGAUUAUUAAGAAACUAACAACGGGUUUGACAGAACAAAGUCUGAGAAAUAUGAUGAAAGCGAAAGAUUUGAUAAAUUUAACAAACGAAGUCGUGAAAAAGACAAAAGCUUUGACAGUAACAAACGAAGUUAUUGACUUCAUUUUUAAGGUAAUUGAAUCAGUAAUUGACGAAAAUGUUCAAGAGAACAACACUUUGAGAGAUGCCGCAAUGGCUCUCGCAAUAGAGUGCUACGGAUCUACUUCUGUAUCUGAGAGCGCUGAAAAACUGUUAAGAUUGUUAAUGCCAUAA